AGAAAGCCCUAGAGUCCAGUUAGAUCGAGUCCGCAGCUUUCUUCCCCAAACUAGUCUCUGCAACGUAAGUUCCAGAGGAAAACACAGCAACAUAACAUUAGACAAUUCAAAAGCUUUCGGGGAAAAGCAUAUUUGUAUUAGUCUUCCACUUACCUACCUACAACAACUCGAAAUACAUUUUAUUACACCAAAAAUAACAAUUAAUUAAACAAAAGAAAAACUUCCAUAGCUUUCUGGUCUUGGCAAUGUCGGACAACAAAACCAUCAUUCCACCCCAAUACGACGUCAACGCCAAAUGGGAUGCCUGUUUGGAUCUCACUGUUCGCCGUUUCGUCUACUCUUCCUUGGGUGGGGCCUUCGGCGCUCUUCUUCUCUUCAGGAGUCCUGUAUCUCGUUGGGCAUCUGUAGCUUUUGGUGCUGGGAUUGGCAUAGGAUCUGCAUACACAGAAUGUUCCCAAUUAUUUGGUGGAUCGCCUGCAAAGUUGGCCGCUUCCAAGUUUGCUGAGACUCCAGCUUCUCAGGUACAAGUAAUUUUCUAAUAAUUAAUGAAUAUACUUAAAUUUGAUUAUUUUUUCAAUUGGACAGUUUUAUUUGUUCCUGAAAUUAAAAAACAGUAAACGUUUUUUAACCCCUUUUAGUUUAACUAUAGUUUGAUUUUUAUUUGAUGGCACUCACCAUUGCUGAAUCAUCAUACCUGGGGUCCGGGAUUGGACAUUAUUACAUGAUUUUUUCUGGGCUGUUUCCCGAAAGUUUGAAACAAACCAAACCAUUUUCUCGUAUUGUGCUAAAAGUUUUAGUAAAAUGAGAUUGGGAUAACUAAGAAAAUAAAUGAAUAUAAUUUAAUUUGAUGAAUUAGCAGUAGUUUAAACUUUAAUCUGAUAACUCACCUCUUAGUCAAUUGUCUUCCAGAUGCAGUUAGUGGUUAACAUAGUGUUAACUUUGAGUCUUUAUGUUAAGAACAUAAUUUAAUGUAUUAGUAAUCGAUUAUUUUUCCCUUCAGGAAGGACAAGACUAAAGGAGUACAUGCUAUUGAAGUUGUACUAAAUCUUGGGUAAACAUAAAUUAUCGUAAUUUUGAUGUUGGCUACUAUUCCUAGUAUGACUGAAUAUGUACUUGAAAAAUUGUGUCGAUGGAUUAACUGUUUACCAUGGACUAGAUAGAGUUCAUUCACCUUUUUGCUCGGUAAGAUCAUAAAGAGCAUUAUGUGAAAGAAAAUUAAGUCUUGUCAUUUCUAUAUGCUGUCUGCGUUACUACAAGGAAAAAGAUCCAGAGAAAUAAAAAAUAGAAUAAAUUGGUCUUUAUAAGACUUGUUUCUA
Messenger RNA from Cannabis sativa, 1316 nucleotides. Its product is annotated as MICOS complex subunit MIC10. Bases 246 to 539 code for a protein of 97 amino acids. Gene Ontology annotation, cellular component: MICOS complex; mitochondrial inner membrane; mitochondrion. The record is from RefSeq and is a predicted model, not a curated record. Lineage: Eukaryota; Viridiplantae; Streptophyta; Magnoliopsida; Rosales; Cannabaceae. The transcript is spliced from 2 exons.